UCCAUAUCAUGUGAUUCAGGUGUUCCAAUUCCCUCCAUAUCAUGUGAUUCAGGUGUUCCAAUCCCCUCCAUAGCAUAUGAUUCAGGUGUUCCAAUCCCCUCCCAAUCAUGUGAUUCAGGUGUUCCAAUCCCCUCCAAUCAUGUGAUUCAGGUGAUCCAAUCCCCUCCAUAUCAUGUGAUUCAGGUGUUCCAAUCCCCUCCCAAUCAUGUGAUUCAGGUGUUCCAAUCCUCUCCAUGUCAUGUGAUUCAGGUGUUCCAAUCCCCUCCAUAUCAUGUGAUUCAGGUGUUCCAAUCCCCUCCCAAUCAUGUGAUUCAGGUGCUCCAAUCCCCUCCAUAUCAUGUGAUUCAGGUGUUCCAAUCCCCUCCAUAUCAUGUGAUUCAGGUGUUCCAAUCC
Messenger RNA from Staurois parvus, 393 nucleotides. The record is from the annotation of a GenBank genome assembly. NCBI's taxonomy places the organism in Eukaryota, Metazoa, Chordata, Amphibia, Anura, Ranidae.